AUGUCUCCCCCGCCCGCGUCCGGCAAGAAGGUGGGUCCGCGCGACCUGUUCAACGGCGGCCUGCUGCAGUGCCUGGAGGCCGCGACGCUGGGCAUGCCCUUCGAGGUCUGGAAGACGCGCAUGGGCCGCUACCGCACCGAGUCGACGACGCAGGCCUUCCGCAACGUCAUGCGCGAGGGCGGCGGCGUGUCCGCCUUCUGGGCCGGCACGGGCCCCAAGAUGGUCGAGUCGGCGUCCAAGGGCGCCAUCCUGCUCUUCUCCAAGGAGGCCAUCUCCGACUCGCUGCUGUCGGCGGGCGUGGGCCAGAGUGCCACGGGCUUCCUGGCCGGAGCCGGCGGCGGCGUGUGCCAGGUCGUAGUCAUGGGGCCCUGCACCUUCCUGGUCACGGGCGCCGUCACGGGCGACCGCUCCAUCUCCACCAUGCAGCGCAUCCACAACGUGUACGGCGCGCACGGCCUCAAGGGCUUCUACCCGGGCGGCACGGCCAUCGCCUUCCGCCAGGCCACCAACUGGGCGUCGCGCCAGGGCUUCACGGAGAUUGUGCGCGGCCGGUUCAAGGUGCUGUUCCACGGCGACAAGGACGCCAAGCUCACGGUGGCCCAGGAGGCCGGCGCCGGUAUCGUUGGCGGCGGCCUGGCCUGCUGGAACCACCCCUUCGAGGUGGCGCGCAUCCAGAUGCAGAGCGCCGCGGACCGCGGCGAGCCCAAGCAGAACAUGGUGCAGGUCUUCCGCACGGUGGUCAAGGAGCAGGGCUACGGAGGCCUGUUCAAGGGCAUCGUGCCGCGCCUGGGACUGGGCAUCUGGCAGACGCUCUUCAUGGUCACGGGCGCCAAGCUCGUGCGUCAGGCGCUGGAGGACAUGGAGGCCAAGAAAUAG
This is a messenger RNA of Phytophthora sojae, 876 nucleotides long. RefSeq lists its product as hypothetical. Gene Ontology annotation, cellular component: mitochondrion. Bases 1 to 876 code for a protein of 291 amino acids. Gene Ontology annotation, molecular function: tricarboxylate secondary active transmembrane transporter activity. The record is from RefSeq and is a predicted model, not a curated record. Gene Ontology annotation, biological process: alpha-ketoglutarate transport; mitochondrial citrate transmembrane transport. Lineage: Eukaryota; Oomycota; Peronosporomycetes; Peronosporales; Peronosporaceae. The transcript has a single exon.